CGUUAUGUAGGGCAAUAAACAGCAGUAUCAGCCUUCACGUUCUGAAAGAAGGGACAUUGCGUUUUUGUCAUAUGACUUGAGCUCCAUAUUAUUUACUUGAGAUUAACGAUUCGCAUCGUGUUCAGCACUGACACAGUACUACCAAUGGCAUCCGGUUGGACUGAGGAUCCAUAUCCGCGUCAGCAGUCGCAUUAUGAGCUGCUGUCGUACACGGAUUUCGAUCGGUACGAGCCGCACACGGAGAAAGGGCUGACAAUCCUCCGCAGGAAAGUGGGUUAUGCCUUCUUCGGUCCACCGACAAAGUGGCCAGACCUCAGAAACGGCUACACCGGAUACAGCGGGAACCGACUCGAGACGGUCAAAGCCGUAGCUAGUUGCUUAAUAGAGCUGAACGGGAAGAAGACAUCUGGAAACAGAGAUCAACUGGAUAUGGCCUUUGUCUUCGUCUUUGUAGACUACAGAGACGAGGUACUGCAGUUCCCCGUCUUCCGAGUGCGGAUGUCAGAAUCGGAGUGCAAUUUCGUCGACGCCAACUGCCGUGUGUACUCUACGUGGAACAAUUUUCUGGAAACUAAUGAGCUGCCCCCGGGAAGGUGCUGCUGGCCACUCAACGGCGUCUACUGCGGCGACGCGCAGGGCAAUGUACAAGUGGAGUGGGGCGUCACACCUGGAACAACUAAUGAAAUACAGGUCCGGUUGCCAGAACUGGAAACGGUGGACGUUGUAAGUGCGGUGUCCGCCAUUGGAACUUCGGCCCUCUGCGUGGCGGCGAUGGUGGCGCCAGUCUCGGCGCCAGUGAUGGCGGUGGCUGUCGCAGCCGCUGCCGUGUCAGGGCUAUACUCUGCGAUACGGAGCGGGCGGACGCCUGUCGACAGCCAUUGGCACAAGCCGGUCUCCAGCUUGCUGCGCGAUCAGCAGCUAACCUACAAUGGACUCAACGUCACGGCCACAGGUGUCCGCUUCGGCUUUCGUUCUGUGCCGGGUGUCUUCCCGUUCGCCUCGUCAGUCCUCUUCUUCAUGCACGCAUCAAUAAACUUCAGGACGGCCGUAAGUAUAAUGCAGGAGGUGCGGCAAGGGGUGCUACAAGAUUACCAAGAGGCCCUCAGAAGCAAUGAGAACAGAAAAGAGUUUCGGAAAUUAGUCAGAGAUGCCGUAGCUGCGAGCGAGUCUGUGGUAAACGAGAGAUCAAAUGUCAUCAGGAACGUCAGAAACGUAGAGAACAAGGAGGACUUUUUCGCCGGAAUGGUCAGAACGAGAAGAGAUCUCCGAGAUUACACAGUCAUCUUCUUAGAAAAUGGGAAUAUUAUUGUCAAUGAAAGGGCAGAGAUCGAUUCGGUGGAAUCCUAUAACCUACGAGGUCAACAGAGUCAAGAAUUGCUAACAAUGGCGAGACAAGCAGUCCAGGGUACUAUUUCCGAAGUGACACUCAUUUCCCGUCUCCAGAAGGCCGCGCGCACCGGUAGCUGGGUCUCCAGUGGCAGCCCAGCGUUCGAAGCAAGCGACCGGUCGACGGUGGCCGUUACUGCCCUAACUGGUCAGCUACAGCAGUUCUUCCCGGAAAUUCGCGUUGGCAACAUUGAAGUCAUGUUGGUAGUGAUGGUGGUGGACGAACUCACCAUACGAAUAUACGACGACAGCCGUAGGAAUUUCGUGCGAUUGUGGAAAUUGAUCUGGAAGCAUGUCAUUAACCUUACGGGUCAGAAGAUAAAAGCUUAUGAAGAACGUAAACGGAUUGCGCAAAAAGUUGGAGAUUUCUUGGACGACCGCAAUUUUAACCGUCAGCAAGGUAUAAAUAUGACAAACAUAUUUGUUCAUUACGUAAUCAAUGUGUUUAAGCGCUACAGUGACCAUAUUAACGAUUUAAUACGAGACGUAACCAACAGAGAGAGCAGUGACGAUUAGCACAGUUUCGAUAGAGUUAAAUAAGAUGAAUAGGAUAUUGCUUUGGAUCGCUUGCAAUGUGAGUAAC
Schistocerca nitens (vagrant locust) is the source of this 1969-nucleotide messenger RNA. RefSeq lists its product as uncharacterized. The transcript has 4 exons. Bases 145 to 1902 code for a protein of 585 amino acids. Lineage: Eukaryota; Metazoa; Arthropoda; Insecta; Orthoptera; Acrididae. The record is from RefSeq and is a predicted model, not a curated record.